Molecule: messenger RNA, 1003 nt
Organism: Haliotis rubra (blacklip abalone)
Lineage: Eukaryota; Metazoa; Mollusca; Gastropoda; Lepetellida; Haliotidae
Product: ceramide kinase-like
Exons: 8
Coding region: 26-1003 (325 amino acids)
Molecular function (GO): kinase activity
Source: RefSeq, a predicted model, not a curated record
CGCGUACAGUGUUGAGCUGUGAGUUAUGGAGGGAGAGAGGUCAGAACCCUCAGCGGAAGUGGAUCCCAUUCCCACCCAGGGCACACAACUUGCUGGGGGGGAUUUCGUCACCGACAGCGUCCAUGUGACUUUGAGUCUGACAGAGGAAGGGAUUUCAUGGAGAAACUUGGUGGAUACAAGCGAGGUUACCCUCCCUUGGACUGACGUCAUCACCUGUCAUCGGGGACAGGUGUCACCCAAAACACCAACAGAGAUCACCGGCGACCUUGACAACAACAAAGGCUUCACCUUGCAUUAUAUCGACAAACAAGCAAACCGUGUCUGGAGACACAAACACAAGACGUUCCUCAGCAGCGAGAGUAAUUUUGAAGACAUUUUAAGUACUGUACAGGAGAAAUCCAAGAAAGAUCGACCCUCCCGCCUGCUGGUGUUGAUAAAUCCCGUCGGUGGAAGAGGCAAGGGAGAAGCUCAUUACAGAAGAGUUGUCGCCCCUUUGUUCCGAUUGGCCAAGAUCGACACAGAAGUCAUAGUGUCUCAAAGUCCAUCACACCCAGAAGAGUUAGGGAACACGUUCGACUUCUCAAGGGUCACAGGAGUGGUGGUCGCUGGUGGAGAUGGCACUCUCCAGAAACUACUACACACUCUGUUGCCAAGGAUACAGAAGGAAGCUGGGAUACAAAUUGGAACCACUGAUGCCGACUUGAAGGCAUUACCAUUUCCAGUAGGAAUAAUACCCACAGGAACAGGAAAUGGUAUUGCGAAAGGACUUUGCGGAAAUGACGACAUAGAAACUGCAGCUCUCAACAUCAUUACAGGAUGUAGGACCUUCAAGAACAUUGCCAGCAUCAGUCAAGGUGGCAAACAUCUGGGGUUUUCGGGUGUGAUAUUUGGACACGGUUUUUGGAGUGACCUGAGCACGUCCACAAUUAAAGGCUCUUGCAACAGCGACCACAGACUGACCAGCAUCAAGCCUCCCCAUAGCACGUACACGUUCUUCAUUUGA